Molecule: messenger RNA, 1569 nt
Organism: Tarenaya hassleriana
Lineage: Eukaryota; Viridiplantae; Streptophyta; Magnoliopsida; Brassicales; Cleomaceae
Product: pyruvate dehydrogenase E1 component subunit beta-3, chloroplastic
Exons: 4
Coding region: 157-1377 (406 amino acids)
Biological process (GO): pyruvate decarboxylation to acetyl-CoA
Molecular function (GO): pyruvate dehydrogenase (acetyl-transferring) activity
Source: RefSeq, a predicted model, not a curated record
AUUUAUAAGAAAGAAUUCACAGUUUUUUCGGUUCUUCGAUUUCUCCGCUCUCCACACUCUCUAUAUCUGCAUUUCGGUUGAUUUGAUUAUUUCUGUGUAAUUCUUCUUCCAUUGUCAAGGAGCUCUGCUGUUUUUUCUCUCUGAUUUUCUCGGAAAAUGUCUGCGAUACUCCAAGGAGCUGGAGCUGCCACUGCUCUGUCGCCGUUUAAUUCCGUUGAUUCUAAGAAACUCGCAGCUUCUCGCAGAUCGCUUCCAGUGAGGGUCGGAGGAUAUAUUGUGGCUCGAUCUGGUGUGAGUAAGAGCUUCCCUUCUGGGCUCAGAGUUCGCCGGUCUGAGCAAUUGAUCGCAAAUGCUGUUGCGACAAAAGCGGAUGGUGCUGCGAGUUCUACCUCGUCGAAACCCGGGCAUGAACUAUUGCUCUUCGAGGCCCUCCAGGAAGGUCUCGAAGAAGAGAUGGAGAGAGAUGCCCGUGUAUGUGUUAUGGGGGAAGACGUAGGCCACUAUGGAGGCUCAUACAAAGUGACCAAAGACUUGGCUAAAAAAUUCGGUGACCUUAGGGUUCUCGACACCCCGAUUUGCGAAAACGCGUUCACGGGAAUGGGCAUCGGAGCUGCCAUGACAGGUCUGAGACCCGUGGUCGAGGGUAUGAACAUGGGAUUUCUCCUCCUGGCCUUCAACCAGAUCUCCAACAACUGCGGGAUGCUUCACUACACAUCCGGCGGCCAAUUCACCAUCCCGAUCGUAAUCCGUGGACCCGGCGGAGUAGGACGCCAGCUCGGGGCUGAGCACUCGCAGAGACUGGAAUCAUACUUCCAGUCCAUCCCGGGAAUCCAAAUGGUCGCCUGCUCGACCCCUUACAACGCCAAAGGCCUAAUGAAAGCGGCGAUAAGAAGCGAGAAUCCCGUGAUUCUCUUCGAGCACGUCCUUCUCUACAACCUAAAGGAGAGAAUCCCGGACGAGGAAUACGUAUGUAACCUCGAAGAAGCCGAGAUGGUAAGACCCGGAGAACACGUGACCAUCCUAACGUACUCGCGGAUGAGGUACCAUGUAAUGCAGGCUGCAAAGACACUAGUGAACAAAGGGUUCGACCCCGAGGUCAUCGACAUCAGGUCGCUGAAGCCGUUUGAUCUUUACACGAUCGGGAACUCGGUCAAGAAGACUCAUCGGGUUCUGAUUGUUGAGGAGUGCAUGAGAACGGGAGGGAUCGGGGCGAGUUUAACCGCCGCCAUCAACGAGAAUUUCCAUGACUACUUGGACGCUCCGGUGGUUUGCUUGUCGUCUCAGGACGUCCCGACACCUUACGCCGGGACCCUCGAGGAAUGGACGGUCGUCCAGCCCGCUCAGAUCGUCACCGCCGUCGAACAGCUCUGCCUGUGAUUUUCUUUUUCUGCGUUUGCGUUUUGGUCUCCAAUCUCGCGUUUCUUUGUUGUCAUUGCCCGUGGAGUUGUUUUCUGUGGACUCGGUAAGCAUUUUCUCCUUUUCAUCUUCUCUCUUAUAAGUGUUUGCUCACUCUCUCAGUUUAGUUGUUUAUUUAUUUUCUUCAUUAUAAAAACUAAAUUUUCAUCAUAA